This is a messenger RNA of Octopus sinensis (East Asian common octopus), 819 nucleotides long. RefSeq names its product protein GLUTELIN PRECURSOR ACCUMULATION 3-like. Bases 1 to 819 code for a protein of 272 amino acids. Gene Ontology annotation, biological process: wybutosine biosynthetic process; tRNA methylation. NCBI's taxonomy places the organism in Eukaryota, Metazoa, Mollusca, Cephalopoda, Octopoda, Octopodidae. The record is from RefSeq and is a predicted model, not a curated record. Gene Ontology annotation, molecular function: protein binding; tRNA methyltransferase activity. The transcript has a single exon.
AUGGAGGAGUUCUUUCAGACCAUUUCUCAUUAUUUCAUUGCAUGUGCCUCCAGUGGCCUCCCACUCCACGCAUUCACACUUUUGUGUUCCAACUUACCACCCGAGUCUGAAAUUUCUACCGGAUUGGUCAUGGGAGUGGACUUGGUGCUCCGAAAUGAAAUCCCCGUUAAAUUCCACGCUCAUCGAUGCAUUCUGAUGGAUCACAGAGGGAAGCCUGUCAUUCUGGUCAUUGGUGGGUACGGGGAAUUAGCGAAAGGAAGAGGGAAGGCAUCCCUUCCGUCCUUGUUUGACAUGGAGGGGCGGAGACUCUCAUUUACACUCGAAGGAGGGGUGGAAGCCUCUCUGCAGAGAUUGUUCUACGCUGCCUUCUUAAUUGGAGAGAGGAUACUCUUGUUUGGUGGACGGGCCUCUCCCCUACGCCCUUCUUCACAAGUCACACUCCUGUCUUUGAGAGAUGACGGGGUUCUUUCCGUGGAGGAUGUGCCGUGCAGUGGGGAUGUUCCUCUUCCCUGCUGGAGGUUUGCGGCCGCAUUGUGUCGUGGAGGAGACCACCUUUUCAUCCACGGAGGACUGACGAGUGUGCCCGUCGUGAAUACCCGUUCUUACUCCUUGGACUUGCACAAAUGGGUUUGGAGUGAGGUGACACUGCGUGGUGACCUUUGCGGCCCUCGAAUGUGUCAUACUCUGUCUGAAUAUGAAGGGAGACUUUACAUGUUUGGCGGACUCGACGAAUAUCACACAGUCUUGUCCGACUUGUUUGAAAUUGAUUUGUCCACCAAUCACAUCCGUAAACUCCCCACUUGCUUGCAUGCUCGGUAA